AUGUCUGUUGCACUCUCGUACGAUGGUCGGCGUAUUGUAUCCGGGUCGUCGGAUAGAACGAUCCGUGUGUGGGAUACGGUGGCAGGACAGCAAUUGGGCUCUGCUCUCGAGGGACAUACACACUGUGUCAGGUCUGUCGCAAUCUCACGCGAUGGACGAUGUAUUGUAUCCGGGUCAUCGGACAGAACGAUCCGCGUAUGGGAUGCGGCGACAAGGCAGCAGUUGGGUCACCCUCUCAAGGGACAUACACACUUUGUUAGGUCUGUGGCAAUCUCUCGCGAUGGCCGACGCAUUAUAUCCGGGUCGAGUGACAACACGGUCCGGGUAUGGGAUAUGAUGACAGGACAGCAAUUGGGCUCUCCCAUCGAAGGUCAUACGCAAUGGGUCAUGUCUGUCGCAGUCUCGCACGAUGGCCGACGCAUUGUAUCAGGAUUGUCGAACAACACGAUCCGUGUAUGGGAUGCAGAGACAAGACAGCAAUUGGGUUCGCCUCUCGAAGGACACGCAGACUGGAUCAGGUCUGUUGCAAUCUCGCAUGAUGAACGACACAUUGUAUCCGGAUCUGACGACAAGACAGUCCGUUUGUGGGAUGCGGUAGCAGGGUCGCAAGUGGACUUACCUCUUGAGAGACAUACACAUUGGGCCAGGUCUGUUGCAAUCUCAGGCGAUGACCAACGCAUUGUAUCUGGAUCAAAUGACAAGACCAUCCGCGUGUGGGAUAUGGUGACGGGAUACCAAUUAGUUCCCCCUCUCAAGGGGCAUACAGAAACUGUCAGGUCUAUUGCAAUUUCGCAUGAUGGCCGAUACAUUGUAUCCGGAUCAGAUGACAAGGCAAUUCGUGUAUGGGAUAUGGCUACAGGACUUCAAAUAGUGCCUCCUCUUGUGGGGCAUGCACAUUGGGUCCUAUCUGUCACAUUCUCGCACGAUGGACGAUGCAUUAUAUCUGGAUCGUCAGACGGCACUAUCCGCGUGUGGGAUGCACAAAUGGGACGACAGCUGGGUUACCCUCUCAAAGGGCAUACAAAUUGGGUCAAGUCGGUUGCAAUAUCGCGCGAUGAACGACUCAUUGUAUCCGGAUCAGAUGACGAGACGGUUCGUUUGUGGGACGCAAUAACAGGACGACAAUCUGGCCCCCCUCUCUAUGGACAUACCCAACCCGUUUGGUCUGUCACAAUCUUGCACGAUGGACAGCGCGUCGUAUCUGGAUCAGACGACAAGACGAUCCGGGUGUGGGAUGCGAGGACAGGACAGCAAUUGGGCUCCGCUCUUGAGGGACAUACGCAUUGGGUCAGGUGUGUUACCAUUUCACAUGAUGGGCGAUACAUCGUAUCUGGAUCGAGUGACAACACGGUCCGUGUGUGGGACAUAAUGACAGGACAAGAAUUGGGCUCUCCUCUAGAAGGACAUACAGGCGGGAUCACGUCUGUUGCAAUCUCGCAUGAUGGCUGUAGCAUGGUAUCGGGAUCGAGGGACAGGUCAAUCCGUGUUUGGGACUUUGAGCUUGAGCUGCAAUCAAAGCGACCUCGGGAGAGUCGUACAGGCGUUGUUAGCUCUGUCAAUACCCCGACCUCGUAUGACGGCCGACACAUCGCGUCGGGAUCAUAUGAUUACGCUGUUAAGGGAGAAGCCACGCAGAGUGCUCUUCGCUUAAAUUCCGAUGCGAACGAGCACGUAGCAGCUGUGCCUGUGCAUCAUCCUAAGACUGGGUCAACAAAUGUGGGAUUCUUUGGUCAUCGUGCAACAUGUUUCUCAACAAAUCCCGCCCAUGCUUUUGGUUCGUUUUUACAAAGCUCAUCACUGCUUUCACGAGUCCCCAAUGGUGACGGUUGGGUGGUUGGCCCUGAUGGCGAGCUGCUCUUCUGGGUUCCAAUCCAUUCUCGGAGUACUAUGUAUGUUCCGGGAAACACCAUGGUGAUACCCAGCGGCUUGCAGCUUGAUCUGAGUAGCUUUGCUCAUGGGAAGUCAUGGUAG
Messenger RNA from Fibroporia radiculosa, 1971 nucleotides. RefSeq lists its product as uncharacterized. The coding region runs from base 1 to 1971 and encodes 656 amino acids. Gene Ontology annotation, cellular component: transcription repressor complex; nucleus. Gene Ontology annotation, molecular function: protein binding. The record is from RefSeq and is a predicted model, not a curated record. Gene Ontology annotation, biological process: negative regulation of transcription by RNA polymerase II. The transcript has a single exon. Lineage: Eukaryota; Fungi; Basidiomycota; Agaricomycetes; Polyporales; Fibroporiaceae.